This is a messenger RNA of Bacillus rossius redtenbacheri, 1813 nucleotides long. It is a transcript of the gene mRpL33, whose product is annotated as large ribosomal subunit protein bL33m. Gene Ontology annotation, cellular component: mitochondrion. The transcript is spliced from 4 exons. The record is from RefSeq and is a predicted model, not a curated record. The coding region runs from base 16 to 261 and encodes 81 amino acids. Lineage: Eukaryota; Metazoa; Arthropoda; Insecta; Phasmatodea; Bacillidae. Gene Ontology annotation, biological process: translation.
GACAACACCCACCUGAUGCAGUCUGAAAUUUAUUUGGUAGCAGCUGCGAGCCAAGGCCCUGGCAUGUUCCUCACCAACAUUCUGCUGAAGAAAGUUAAGAGCAAGAACAUCAUGGUGCUGAUGGAGAGCAUGGUGAGCGGCCAUCACCGCAUCAUGAUACGCGAGAGGCUGGGAGACAAGCUGGAGUGCAUUCGCUUCGAUCCGUACGUUCAGCUAAUGAGUGUAUACAAAGAGCGCAAGAAGAUUAGAAGCUUGAAAUGAUUCCUUCUUGCGUAACUACAAACACUCAGUGUACAAGAACAACAUGGACUGGCUAGAGUUUGCAAAUAUCGCUUGUCUGUGUGCAGAAAUGUGAACUUGUAAAUAACAGAUAGUUGCAAGACCAUGAGCAUAUUUUAUAUGGGAAGCAUUCUUUUCACAGACGAGAGAGCCAAGCGCCCUAUCGUGCAUCUUCGGUUUUUUUUUGUUCAUUGUAAAUAAAUAUGGUGGUGUUGAUAAAAGGAUACUAAUGGUUAAUUAGGUUAGGUUAGCUACAUUAUAAAUACCAUAAAACAUUGUGGACGGUUGAUUUGGUUAGGAUAGCUACAUUAAAGAUAUGGAAAAAAAUGAACUUUGGGUUUUGGCUCUCUUGUCUGUGAAAAGAAGGCUUCCCAUUUUAUAUAGCCAUGCUAAAUUUUAAGUAAAUAUUGAAAAUUGUUCCUCAAUUAAAAGAAAUAGUCAGUUUUAUGUUUUUAGUAGACAUGUUGAGCUGAGCUGCACAAUGCUGUUCAGAAUCGUGCUACAAACUCCAUUCGUAGAGACCCUGUUUUGUGGCAAAUAAAAUUAAAGUUUGUUAACAGUUCUACGUAAAUUAUUUUUGGAUUGCCGUAGUAUAUUGGGAUGUGUGGUGAUAUACAAUUGAAGUAAAAACUACACCAACGUAAAUAAUAAAAUUCAUGCGAUUAGAAGUACAUCAUUUACAUUACUUCUAAAUCAAAUAUCAGUGGCAUAAAAACAUUCACAAGUACUGGGCAUUUAAAAUUUUAAACACAACGAAAUCAAACUAAUACAAACAUGAUUUUGUAUUUGAUGUAAGUCAGGAAGAGCAUGAUAAAUAUUAUUUGAUGGAAUCAUAAUUAAAAUUGUAACUGAAAUCCGAAAUGUGAGAUGAAACUAAAAUCUGAAUUGAUGUAAUUUUGGAAUUAACCUAUAUUAUUGUGUUAUAUUUAGCAGGUUCACAUGUUAAUACAUAUUCUCACUAUACGUAUAUAAUAAGUAUGUUAAAUGAACAACCUUACUUACGUUCUAUUACAUGAAACUUUAAAAAAAUAAACUUUUUAAGAAAAUAAUUUUCUGUUACUUAAUAUAUAAAUAUUAUAAGAGUUUAUUUAAACAAUAAGUACCUUUGCACUUACCAAAUAAAUGGGGGAAGGUAAUUUUCUCCACACUUUUGAAAUGAAACUAAAGAAACAUAUGAAGACUUAUUAUUUUUCAAAACAAAGUUACACGUACAGGCAAGAAUAUGGUCUAGUAUAGCAAGUCUUGAAACAAGUACAUAGAACAGCUAAUAUUUGAUAAUGGCGCUCAUAGUGGAUAGUUUAUAAUCACAUAAAAGGCAAGAUUGCGUGUUGAACGGCCAGAACAACUGAUAAACUCAAUGUUGUUAUAUUAUAUUGUUUCAGUGAUCACCAUGGACUUAGUAAUUUGUGGAGAAAUUCCAUCACUCAAUGUGCCUGUUAGAACUAAGGCUCUGCAGUUCUAGGUUUUAUGCCAAGAAAAUAGUGUUCUGUUCUGUAUUUGGUUCUUAUAAAAAUAAUAAUAUCUUUAUUCAUUA